This is a messenger RNA of Corylus avellana, 639 nucleotides long. The record is from RefSeq and is a predicted model, not a curated record. NCBI's taxonomy places the organism in Eukaryota, Viridiplantae, Streptophyta, Magnoliopsida, Fagales, Betulaceae.
AUGGCUAAAUCAGCUCUUUCACUUUCCAUUCCCCUCCUUUUCCUUCUGCUUUUGUCCCUCAAUUCAGAAGGGCCUCUGAAGCAUGCUGAUGCAAAGGGGAAUAGUACUUGGUGUGUUGCCAAGCCUUCUUCAAGCGAUGCAGAACUGACAGCAAACAUCAACUUCUCCUGCGAUCAACUGAAAGAUUGCAAGGUGAUACAAGAAGGAGGCCCAUGCUUUUUACCCAACACCCUCAUGCACCAUGCUUCUGUUGUCAUGAAUCUUUACUACAAACAGAUGGGCCAAAACAGCUGGAACUGUGACUUCAUCAGCUCUGCUCUCAUCACUUUCACUGAUCCAAAAGGGCCUCUGAAGCAUGCUAAUGCAAAGGGGAAUAGAAGUUGGUGUGUUGCUAAGCCUUCUUCAAGCGAUGCAGAACUGACAGCAAACAUCAACUUCUCCUGCGAUCAACUGAAAGAUUGCAAGCUGAUACAAGAAGGAGGCCAAUGCUUUUUACCCAACACCCUCAUUCACCAUGCUUCUGUUGUCAUGAAUCUUUACUACAAACAGAUGGGCCAAAACAGCUGGAACUGUGACUUCAUCAGCUCUGCUCUCAUCACUCUCACUGAUCCAAGUAAUGAUUGCUGCACUUAUGCUUAG